This is a messenger RNA of Trichoderma reesei QM6a, 2547 nucleotides long. Its product is annotated as quinate 5-dehydrogenase. NCBI's taxonomy places the organism in Eukaryota, Fungi, Ascomycota, Sordariomycetes, Hypocreales, Hypocreaceae. Gene Ontology annotation, molecular function: 3-dehydroquinate dehydratase activity; 3-phosphoshikimate 1-carboxyvinyltransferase activity; shikimate 3-dehydrogenase (NADP+) activity. The record is from RefSeq and is a predicted model, not a curated record. Gene Ontology annotation, biological process: chorismate biosynthetic process. The transcript has a single exon. The coding region runs from base 1 to 2547 and encodes 848 amino acids.
AUGGACGGCACUGAAGGGCCACUCGCCGUCGACCGCCGAUCGAGGCCUUGCAUCUUCACAAACUUGUCGUCAGAAUCGGAGAGUACCUCAAGGACACCCACGCCGCCAUUGACUCCCGCCAGAGCCAAGAUACCAGACUUCAGCUCUGAUGCCUCUCUCGUCUUAGUAGGGCUGCGCGGGUCUGGGAAGUCGACAUUGGCCAUCAUGGCCGCUUCCGCCCUGAAGAAGAGCAUCAUCAAUGUUGAGGCGGUCUUUCAAUCAAAUACUGGCUCGUCAAGCUCUGCCUUCAGACAGAUCAAUGGGAACGCCGAGUGUCAACAAAAGCAAGCCGCUACACUCCAGGAUAUUCUCCAGCAGAAUCCGACAGGAUGCAUCAUUGUUUGUCCGUGGAUGGAAAGAAACGUCCAGAGCCUGCUUCGACAGUUUGCAGCGACAAACCCAGUUGUUCACGUCCUUCGGGACAUCGAUGCCAUCCAAGGCCACCUCAAACUCAAGGAUCGGACAAAGGCCCAUAGCUUGAUGCAGAUGAGCAACUUGUUCUAUCGCAGUUGCACCAAUCUAGAGUUCUUCAACGUCUCCGAGAUCCAGGAAACCUCCAUUGAAGGGGAUGAGACAAACAAUCAAGGGUUUACAUCAAACGCGCCCUAUCUCGCUCUUAAGCCGGCAGAGAGGCAUCUUCUGAAAUUCUUAUCCCUUAUAUAUCCCGCUGGUACAAUUCCGUUUUUUGAAUCUGCAUUCCCUCUCGCCAGUAUUGCGCCCGAAGACAGGCAAUUCACGUACUGUCUGUCAGUGCACAUCCAGGACGUUUUGAGCGGCAUUCAAGGCUGGGAGGACUCAAUAGUUGGCGUCGACGCGGUGCAGAUUUUUGUCAACAGCUUAGCAACAGCUGGAGAGCCUAUGGAGAGGAUCGAGGAGUUGACGAACAAAAUCGCCGAGGCUGUGGGAAUUGUGAGAAGAAGCACCAUGUUGCCCAUCUUGCUGCACAUCAAGCUCCCCGAAACUUCGAAUAACAGGGCAGUACGGUCAUACUUGGAUCUGCUGUCACAUGCCCUGUCUUUGGCUCCAGAGAUGCUCACAGUCGACCUGCGGCUGGACCAGUCCGAUCUCUCCAGGAUCAUUUCAGCAAAGGGUCGAUCAAAAAUUGUUGGGAAUUACUAUAUAUCAACAGAUGCUCAGCCUUGGGACUCUCCGGCUUGGACAUCCUGGUAUCACAAAGCCUGCCAGCUUGGCUGCGACCUAGUCCGCCUCGUCCGAGAAGCUAAAGCUAUGGAAGAUAACUUUAAGAUCUCACAAUUCAGGUCCAAUAUAUCUUCACUCAGAGGCCACAGAACACCACUCAUUGCAUACAAUUGCGGGCAUCUCGGCCGGCACUCGGCCUGCUUCAACCAGAUACUGACACUGGUUGCUCCCAGUCCGGUGACUGAGGCCGACGAGAGAAGCGCCCCAUUUCCCUACAUCACAGCAAAAGAGGCUACAACUGCUCUAUAUGCCUCUUUUGUAUACGACGCCAUGAACCUUUACGUGUUCGGAGCCAAUGUCGGAUACAGUAUGUCCCCAGCAAUGCAUAACGCCGCCUUGUUAGCCUGCGGAAUCCCACAUCGUUACGAGCCUUACUCGAGCGAGUCUCUGAAAGGCGUGGAACAUUUGAUAUACGACCCUCAUUUUGGCGGAGCAUCGAUAGGCUUGCCUUUCAAGGUCGAAGUGACGACCUUGACCAAAUAUCUCAGUCCCCAUGCGAGAGCCAUCGGGGCGGCCAACACUCUGAUCCCCAUCCGCCAGCUCAAGCCAGAUGGUACCAUCCCGACUGGCUCUGCUCUUCUGGCCGGUGUCAACAGAGCUGGCCCUGUCCUCGCUCUGUACGGCGAGAACACGGACUGGAUCGGGAUUCGAGCCUGCAUCCGGCGCGGCCUGUCACCAGCCAAUGCCGUGCGACAAGCAACAUGGGGGCUUGUUAUCGGCGCAGGAGGCAUGGCACGUGCUGCGGUAUAUGCCAUGCUGCAAGUUGGCAUCAAGAACAUUGCCAUAUACAAUCGCACGACAGCAAACGCAGAGAAACUAGUGGCUCAUUUCCAGCAGCUGCUCCAAGAAAAGGGACACAACCCCCUGGCCAACGCUCACGAUGUCAAGUUUCACGUAUUCACUUCACUUGAAGAGCCCUGGCCAACAGAAUACCGAUAUCCGUCCGUCAUCAUCUCCUGUAUUCCCACGCACCCGAUAGGCAACACUCCCUCGCCCGAAUUCAGAAUGCCAGACGCCUGGCUGAACCACCAAACAGGAGGCGUCAUCAUCGAAUUGGGGUACAAGACACUGAACACGCCGCUCUUGAAGCAGGCCAGAGAUGGUGCAUCGCGAGGCUGGGUGGCCAUGGACGGUCUAGACCUCCUGCCGGAGCAGGGCUGCGCUCAGUUCGAGCUGUUUACAGGACGAAGGGCUCCACGACGCGUUAUGCGAAGAGAAGUUUUGGAGAAUUACAGGGAUGAGCAUGGCAAAUCUCAUCUUGAAGAGCUGCAACACAGGUUGCGAUCUAUCGUUGAGCAGGAUUCAUAG